Pogona vitticeps (central bearded dragon) is the source of this 2316-nucleotide messenger RNA. The record is from RefSeq and is a predicted model, not a curated record. NCBI's taxonomy places the organism in Eukaryota, Metazoa, Chordata, Lepidosauria, Squamata, Agamidae.
AUGUUGAAUUGUUAUUCUCAUGAAGCAGCAGCAGCAGCAGCAGCAGCAGUAGUGUGGAAGCGACAAGUUUGUUUGAUAUCAAGCCUCAAUCUUAAAGAAAACAAAGACAUGAAUGGAAACACCGUCUCCCAUCAAUAUAACUUUGAUCUUAGCUCAAGACACACGGAUGGACAGGAGGGGAAAGUCUGUGCUGAAAAACACAAUUUCUUUUCACCUCCAUCUUAUUAUGCAUCAAUAAUUGCAUAUCUCUUUAGCCAGCCAGAAGCUCACCAUGAGCUGGACCCAAGACUUUUUCUCCCUUUCUCACAGAAAACUGAACUGCCACUCCAAAAUAGUGGGCAUAGCCCAUCCUCCUUUAGUAAACUGCCUGUCUGUGGUUUUGGUGAUACCACUCAGUUUCACCAUGAACACUUACAAGCCAAGAGAUCCAGGGUAGAAAACAUUAUCCGAGGAAUGAGCAUCACACCAAACCCUCCAGUACCUGGUCCCUUAGCGAAAGGGGAUCAGCACCACGCUGAGAAAGCAAAGGAAAGCUGUGGAGAAAACAAGAGAAAGCAGAAGCGUCCUCAGCAGCAAAAUCUUCAAGGGGCUUCUUUGGCAAAAGCUGGCCGAAGCAGCAUCCAGUCGGAAGAGUACCUCCAGCUGAAAAAACAGCUCCAUGUUUUGCAAUACCAGCUGAAGCAACUGCGAGAAAUAUUUUUUCAGGCUCAUGAGCUCAGUGUUUCUGGUCCAAGCCAAGAAGAUAUGGAGCAAACAAGGGACACACCUAUAGAGAGGUAUGGGCAAAGUGUGGACAGGAGUCAUCUAGGCCUCAAGGGGGCCCAGCAUAAAGAUAAUCUAUGGAGAAGCAUCCCUAACAUGAGAGGCCCCGGAGUGUCAGAGAAAGAAGCUGGAGUUAUUAAUUCAGAGAUUCCAGCUUCAGGAGAGAGAAACUUUUCAGAGAUAUUAAAGCAAGAGCUAGUUGAAAGGGUGAAACAGGCUGUGGACUCUGUCUUGAAAAAGGUACUAUCUGAAUCACCAGGUCUCCAAUCCCACCAGCCUAAUGACAGCCCAGAGACAGCAUGUGGUGUGGAAAACAUGUCGAGUCAGUGGCUUCCAAAGAUAUCUUCCCCUAAAGGCUCCAUAUCUACCAUCUCAGAAAAGACUUUAGGCUUUUCCACUUACUCCAUCGUCUCAAAAAUGGAGAAGAAGCUCUGCCAAAUCCCACCUGUGAAGCAUCCCUGGAUCUUGACCUCCUCUGAAGUCCCAGGAGGCAGACCUCUUGGCCAAAUGCUACAACGCAGUCCGAAUGAUCAUGGAGGUUACCCCCCUCAAAGAACAGCACCUUCAUCAGAAUCUCAAGAUGUGCCAUGGCAGCCUGUCAAGCUGAAGUCAUCUGUCAUGAGACGGCAACCAUGUCCAGUGGGCUAUAAAUCUGAAAUAGAAAGUCUGGCAUUUGUUGCAGCUUCAGAUGCAGAGUUUGCUGAAAUGCAUGCUAUGGCAGAUGGGACGUACUUCCCCUCAAUACAUAUUCAGGAAACUUUGACACCAGGCCAUCUGAAAAAGGCCAAACUGAUGUUCUUCUUCUCUCGUUACCCCACAUCUUCUCUCCUGAAAGCCUACUUCCUAGAUAUCCAGUUCACACGCUGCAUCACUUCCCAGCUCAUCAAAUGGUUCAGCAACUUCCGUGAAUUUUAUUACAUCCAGAUGGAAAAAUUUGCUAGGCAAGCUGUGUCAGAGGGGGUCAUGGAUUCCAGCGGUCUGAUUGUGACCAGGGACUCUGAGCUCUACCGAAUCCUUAAUAUGCAUUACAACAAAGGGAAUGAUUUUGAGGUUCCUGGUGGUUUCCUGGAUGUUGCUAGUCUGACUCUUCAAGAGUUCUUUAAUGCUCUCAGGGCAGGAAAGGACUCAGACCCCUCCUGGAAAAAACCAAUUUACAAAAUAAUUUCCAAGCUGGACAGUGAGAUCCCAAAUCUGUUCAAAUCCUCCAGUUGCCCCAAGGAACUGAUCCAAAAUUAAUGCAUGAUUAUCAUGAUGACUGACAUGUGACGAUGAGAUUAUAGUCUUAAUUUCCCUUUCCUUGAUAUAAAACUGGUCAGUCAAGAUUCAGCCUCCACUGUGCACCUUGUUUCUUGACCACAUACUGCUUCAGCAAUUCAGAUCUGAAUUCACAAAGAGCACCCUCAGUAUUUCUAGGACUUUAUGAACAUUGAGACUCCCUUUUAAGAAACAGACUUGGCACAGACAGUUUUGGGGCUUUUAUAUGUUUUUCCCCCUAGGCUUUCCAUAUUAUCUUGGUGCACAGCGUGAUGACAAUUAGUAGAAGUUGAAAGUAGC